Messenger RNA from Neopsephotus bourkii (Bourke's parrot), 2554 nucleotides. RefSeq names its product oxytocin receptor (gene OXTR). The transcript has 3 exons. Gene Ontology annotation, cellular component: membrane. Gene Ontology annotation, molecular function: vasopressin receptor activity; peptide binding; oxytocin receptor activity. The coding region runs from base 334 to 1506 and encodes 390 amino acids. The record is from RefSeq and is a predicted model, not a curated record. NCBI's taxonomy places the organism in Eukaryota, Metazoa, Chordata, Aves, Psittaciformes, Psittacidae. Gene Ontology annotation, biological process: regulation of systemic arterial blood pressure by vasopressin; female pregnancy; maternal process involved in parturition.
GCUCCCUCUCGCGGCGGCCGCUCCGAGCGCAGGCGGGCGCUCCCGGGCCCGGCGCACGGCAGGGUCCGGCGGAGCCUGCGGGAGCGUCGGGAGCCCGGGGAGGGGCCGGGGUGGAGCCGGCGGACAGCCCUCAGCCCAGGGCACGGGCACCGGGACAGGGACAGGCAGGGACGAGCGCUCCGGGGGAAGAGGCAGAGCAGCCCUGCCCGCCGAGGUGAGCGGCGGCGAGGAGAGCGGCAUCGGGGACACGGCUGCUUCAAACGGGGACGCGUUCGCAGAGGAUCUGCCACCCACCCUCUCUGCUACCAGGCUCUAUGUGGGACGGAGCUGGCCAUGGAGAAGUUGUACUUGGCGGGGAGCAGCAUAUGGACCAUCAACAGCUCUCUGGGGAACGGCAGCCUCCGCAUGGAGAACCAGACCUCCGGGAGGAACAGUACCACAGACCCCCUGAAGAGGAACGAGGAGAUGGCCAAGGUAGAGGUGGCAGUCCUCUGCCUCAUCCUGUUCCUCGCCCUGACCGGCAAUCUGUGCGUGCUGCUCGCCAUCCACACCACCCAGCAGAAGCAGUCCCGCAUGUACUUCUUCAUGAAGCACUUGAGCAUCGCUGACCUGGUCGUGGCCAUCUUCCAGGUGCUGCCCCAGCUCAUCUGGGACAUCACGUUUAGGUUUUACGGGCCAGAUUUCCUUUGCCGGUUGAUCAAGUACUUGCAGGUAGUGGGGAUGUUUGCUUCCACCUACAUGCUCUUGCUGAUGUCCCUGGACCGGUGCUUGGCCAUCUGUCAGCCGCUGCGGUCUCUGCACAGGAGAGCAGACCGGGUCUCUGUUCUCCUCACCUGGCUGCUGUGCCUGCUGGUCAGCAUCCCACAGAUCCACAUAUUUUCUCUGAGGGAUGUAGGGAAUGGGGUUUACGACUGUUGGGCAGAUUUCAUCCAGCCCUGGGGAUCUAAAGCCUAUGUCACCUGGAUAACCCUGAUGGUCUACAUCAUCCCUGUGUUGAUGCUGAGCAUCUGCUAUGGCUUGAUCAGCUUCAAAAUCUGGCAGAACGUGAAGCUUAAGACAGCUCAUGGGCCCAGCAUGAGCUCCAGCUCCCACAGGGGGACAACAUUUGCCAGGGUCAGCAGCACCAGGCUCAUCUCCAAAGCCAAGAUCCGAACAGUCAAAAUGACCUUCAUCAUAGUGUUAGCUUUCAUAGUGUGCUGGACUCCCUUUUUCUUUGUGCAGAUGUGGUCUGUGUGGGACAUGAAUGCUCCGAAGGAAGCCUUACCCUUCAUCAUCGCCAUGCUCCUGGCCAGCCUCAACAGCUGCUGCAACCCCUGGAUCUACAUGCUGUACACAGGGCACCUCUUCCACGACCUGAUGCGGCGCUUCCUCUGCUGCUCCACACACUACCUGAAGUCACGGCCGGCUUGCGACCUGAGCGUCAGCAAGAAGAGCAACUCCUCCUCCUUCGUCCUCAGCUGCAAGAGCACGAGCCAGAGGAGCUUCAUGCAGCCAUCCGUGAUGUGAGGGCAUUGCCUUGUGCUGCCACCGUGCUGCCUUCCCUGUGGAAAGCUGGGAUUCGGACAAGCAAGGGUUUUCUAUAUAAAUAGGUGUAUACAUGUCUGUGUAAGCAUGUACAGGUAAUAUACAGAUAUAUCUUAUUUAACUGAGGCAGGAGUGAGGGGAGGAUUGCUGUUGUCCAGGUUUCAGUACUGCCUGGGACUGGACACCAGAAACCCACUUCCAAGCCCCCAAAUCACUGACACUGGUGGCUUUUAGAUACCACUGGGAAGAACAGGUUCUGCCCCAAGCUAUCCCACACUGCUGGGGCAGGUGUGCCAUCUUCCCAUCGGAUGCAAGGGGCAGGGUGAUAGAUGCCGCCCUGGCACACAGCGUUGGGCACUGCCCCACCUCCUCCUGCAGCAGGAACCCCACAGGAUGCCAGCAUCUGGCUGGGGCAGAGCAGCAGGCACCACGCUCUCAACACAGGUAUACUUGCUUUGCUUGAAGUAUUGUGUGGCAGAGGCAGCCCUCUCCCUGCAUCCCCGCAUCCUUGUAUUCCUGCAUCCCUGUGCAGUGCUGCUCGGGCUUGUCAGUGGCACUGCCGACACAGAGCAGAGCAGUCCUGCCAUCAUGGGUUAGGGGAGCAGUGGGGACAGGGCUGGGGACAAGCCUCCCACGGGGCAACAUUAACUCCUGGGUGCCCCUACCCUUGCCCAGCUCUGCCCCAUGUGCCUUGCUCCUGCAAGGCUGUGCAACGGGUCAGCAGGAGCCAGGGGAGCAGACACGACUGCAGGGCCAGGGGAUCUGUGCAAUAACAGGUUUGCUGAGUGUGCUCUAAAGCUUCUCUGAAGGGAGGCCUGUGGGAUUACAGCUGGACUCCAUGGGGUUUAACAGAGGAACUCCUGCAGAGACCCCUGAGGCUAAGCUUUUGCUUUGGAUUUACUGCAGAUUGCAUUUAGUCUUUUACACCAAUGCAGUUUUCUUGCUCUGUAAUGCACAAGGUCAUGCUUAUGGCAUGGAUUUUUUAUUGUUAAGAAAUACCUGUAAAUAAAGUUUUCUGACUGCGUCUUAA